CUCUCCGGCUUUGUACCAAGAGCUGAAUCCACGCCGCGGCUAGCUUCUCCAAGAUACCGGGGCUGUUAAACAUUGGAAAAUGGCUCUUCAUGUCCCCAAAGCUCCGGGCUUUGCCCAAAUGCUGAAAGAUGGUGCCAAGCACUAUUCAGGCCUUGAAGAGGCUGUCUUCCGUAACAUCAGAGCAUGCAAGGAGCUCUCUCAGACCACUCGCACUGCCUAUGGGCCAAACGGUAUGAACAAAAUGGUCAUCAACCACUUGGAGAAGCUGUUUGUCACCAACGAUGCUGCAACUAUCCUCAGAGAACUUGAGGUGCAGCACCCAGCAGCCAAAAUGGUCGUAAUGGCAUCACACAUGCAAGAGCAGGAGGUUGGAGAUGGUACAAACUUUGUCCUGGUGUUUGCUGGAGCUCUGCUGGAGCUGGCUGAGGAGCUACUAAGGAUGGGCCUGUCAGUGUCAGAGGUGAUUGAAGGCUAUGAGAAGGCGUGUCAAAAGACUCUGGAGAUCCUGCCAGACUGUGUAUGUUCCUCAGCUAAGGACCUCCACGAUAUCAAAGAGGCAACGUCUCUCAUCCGUACAGCAGUCAUGAGCAAACAGUACGGAAAUGAAGACUUCCUUGCAAAACUCAUAGCAGAGGCCUGUGUGUCCAUCUUCCCAGAGUCCGGCAAUUUCAAUGUUGACAGCGUCCGAGUGUGCAAGAUUCUCGGUUGUGGGGUGACAGCGUCCUCCAUGCUUCACGGCAUGGUGUUUAAAAAGGAAGCAGAGGGAGACAUCACAUCAGUGAAAGAUGCCAAGAUUGCCAUCUAUUCCUGCCCCUUUGACUGCAUGGUGACAGAAACCAAGGGCACAGUGCUGAUAAACAAUGCACAGGAGCUCAUGAACUUCAGUAAGGGAGAGGAGGACAUGAUGGAGAAUCAGGUCAAGGCUAUCAAGGAGGCUGGUGCCAACGUGGUGGUCACUGGGGGGAAAGUUGCUGACAUGGCGCUGCACUAUGCCAACAAGUACCAGCUCAUGGUGGUCAGACUCAACUCAAAGUGGGACCUCAGGAGGUUAUGCAAGACCGUGGGAGCCAUUGCCCUGCCCAGGAUGACGGCUCCAACACCAGAGGAGAUGGGUCACUGUGACAACGUGUACCUGACAGAGGUCGGGGACACUCAGGUGGUCGUCUUCAAACACGAGAAAGAAGAUGGUGCCAUCUCAACAGUGGUGAUCAGAGGCUCCACAGACAACCUGAUGGACGACAUUGAGAGGGCUGUGGAUGAUGGAGUCAACACCUUCAAGGUUCUGGUCAGGGACAAGCGCCUGGUACCUGGAGCAGGAGCCACUGAGAUCGAGCUGGCCAAGCAGAUCACCUCAUAUGGAGAGUCCUGCCCUGGUCUGGAGCAGUACGCCAUCAAGAAGUUUGCAGAAGCGUUCGAGGCUAUUCCACGUGCGCUGGCUGAGAACUCUGGAGUGAAGGGGAGCGAGCUCAUCUCUAAAAUGUACUCCGCCCAUCAUGAGGGAAACAAAAACAUGGGCUUCGACAUCGAGUCUGACGGCCCCACGGUGAAGGACAUGCUUGAAGUUGGGAUUGUGGAGCCUUACCUGGUCAAACACUGGGGCAUCAAACUGGCCACAAACGCUGCCAUCACAGUGCUGAGGGUGGACCAGAUCAUCAUGGCCAAGGCCGCAGGGGGACCCAGGGCUCCCAAGCAGAGAGGCCACUGGGACAAGGACGAUUGGGAGGAAGAGCCUGAUAAAUUUGAUACUCAUCACUAGAGGGCGCUCACACACUCCCUCCGUCAGUAGAUCAUCAUGGCAAAACCAGCAGGGGGACCCAAACCUCCCCAGGGCAGGAAGGACUUUGACGAGGAUGACUGAACCUGAUGCAGUCCAGCUGAUGCCCCUGUUAACCCUGACCGCUCCCUCCUGGAUUCACCAAACCCUUUUCUACUUGUUUAUUUAAAGCUCAACAGUUUGGUUUAUUUUGUAGAAAUGACUGAACAUCGGUCAACCGAAUGUUAUGUGAAAGUAAAAAAAAAUGUAAGGAUGGCACUGUUUGCUUUUUAUGUUCUUAGUCCCAAAUAAAAGGCCCCUGUGCUGCUAUGUCA
Molecule: messenger RNA, 2088 nt
Organism: Notolabrus celidotus (New Zealand spotty)
Lineage: Eukaryota; Metazoa; Chordata; Actinopteri; Labriformes; Labridae
Gene: cct8
Product: chaperonin containing TCP1, subunit 8 (theta)
Exons: 16
Coding region: 80-1756 (558 amino acids)
Biological process (GO): protein folding
Cellular component (GO): chaperonin-containing T-complex
Molecular function (GO): ATP binding; ATP hydrolysis activity; ATP-dependent protein folding chaperone
Source: RefSeq, a predicted model, not a curated record